AUGGCGGACACGAAGCGCGCCCAGCCGCACAUCUCCUCGCGGGAUCCCGACGAGCUGUUUGAGCUCAUCAAGCAAAUCGGAAGUGGCAGCUAUGGCAGCGUGCAUCAAGCGCGCAUCAAGACAAACGGCCGCCUCGCAGCCGUCAAAAUGAUCAACAUGGAAGAUGGUACCCCACAUCCGGGCAACACGUGUCAGACCCUCGUCUUCCUUUAG
Messenger RNA from Salpingoeca rosetta, 213 nucleotides. RefSeq lists its product as uncharacterized. Lineage: Eukaryota; Choanoflagellata; Craspedida; Salpingoecidae. The record is from RefSeq and is a predicted model, not a curated record. Gene Ontology annotation, biological process: protein phosphorylation. The transcript has 2 exons. The coding region runs from base 1 to 213 and encodes 70 amino acids. Gene Ontology annotation, molecular function: ATP binding; protein kinase activity.